CAUCGCAGACGAACGUCAUCCGAAGUAGGUGAACGAGGACGAAGAUAUUUGGUUCAGAAACAACCAGGGCGAUCAAUGAAAAUGUGGUCCAAAGCUGGUGCGAUGAUGAUGAUGAUGAUGAUGAUGAUGAUGAUCCAACUGAUAAGCAUCGUCCAAUCACGUAAGAUCGAAGCGAUUGAUGACUUUGACGACACUGAGAACGAUGUCGACGAAAGCGAUAACUUGCGUCAGACAGUCGAGGCUAUGAAGAAAGUCAUAGGUGCCAUGGGUAGACAAGUUCUAUUGCAACAACUCUUUGUCGAAGAGCGAAUUCGAUCCGAAGGCCAUUCAGGAGUCAAACAAAAACGCGUGAAUGCUCACGGAACCCGUAACUACAAUACUGACACACAUUCAGGUGGAUCCGUCAACGCCAUCCACGACCAUUCCAACAACAUCCGUACUGUAGGAAUGGGGGAGAUCAUUGCGGUUCUUAAUGGUGUUGAAUUCCGAACCAGACACAAUGAUUAUCGCCUCUACAAGCCACACAGCACCUCAAAAGAAUGGCACGCUACAGAAGACAUACCUUUUCCAGACGUCCCACCWGAAGUMUUGAGCAAAGGAGACAACAUUUCUGCKCAGAUAGACGAAAUGAGAGCUUGGUUUAAGGCCUGGAAAGAUCAAGAUCACAAAACAAGAGAUUAYAGGAAGUAYUUUAAACCCAUUCUCUGYUAUCUUGAAGGGGCGUGGACAAACUCAACAAAAGGCAAAGUAGAUGAGCCUUUCGAGAGUGACAGACACUUUGUUGACGCUAGCAGCUGGUUUGACUURCAAGAGAAAAUCCGCUUCACCUCGUACACUGGUCGCAAGGACAACUUGGAGAACUACUCAUUCCUUCCUACGACAAUCAUGAAAGUGACUCAGGAUGGAUACCCCGAGUUUGCCCAGUGGAACUACCGAAUUAUGUGUCAUCCACUUAGCCGAGAUCUUCCUCUGAAUCGYCUCCGUGUUAUCGAUGAGCUUGGUCUUCUAUUAACAUCAAAACGUACGCUGGAAGAGCACAGUAAGAAACGUGGCGCGCGUUUCCAGAUCAAUCCCUUCGAUGAAAACUGGGCUGAUCUCAAGAAUGAAGGCAGGAACACAGCUAAAUGGAGUCUUCUGGAUUCACUCAUGAGCGAGAUUCCUGGGAAGGAUAACUAUGCAGGUGAUUUGAGAGACGAAGCGUUUGAUUUAACAGCAUACUCAGUUGAUCCUAAUCAUAAGGAUGURAAGCUCAGAGCAGAUCGUUACCAUCGYAGUUACAGAGUUGCAAGUAAGGGMGCGAUGGGUAUCUCAACACGYAAACGUGGUUUCUCCGACGAGCAACUCUUUAUGGCAAUGAAUACCCAGCAGAAAGUCGCUGGAAUGGAUUUGACGAACUGCAAAGGACCACCUAAAAGAAGGGUUUGCAAUACCAUCAAUCAGAAGUGGUCGUACGCCAUUCCUCUCGAGAUCAUCUACUUGACACCAUUGAGCAAAUGGAAUCCCUACAAUAUAGAAUACAAAGGCAACGCAAAAACAGACCUUGGGCAAACGGUCGAGGAUCCGAAUGGAAAGCGCCGCAAUGGUGGAUUUACCGUAGACAARGCAUAUAAUGGUACACAYAGCAAAAAGUACUACCGAACACCUGUGGAGUUCUUUUCAGGGAGCGAGGUUGGGUCGGGAGCAGCAGACACGACGAGGAAUGCAGUUGGAGUACUUGACAAAAAAGGAAAUGUGCGCAAGUGUAAGGCCUCUGGAACGCGUAUCGCCCUUCCUGAAAUUGCUGGAGUUGGUACUCUGCGUCAGCGGUAUCCUAUCGUWCCAGUCCAUGGCGAGGGAAGUUCUGUGUGGAAAGAGCUGGAAGCCACCAAAGACGUGCUACUAGACUCCAAGAAGAAUGGCUACAUAUUCCGAGAACCAUUAAAUAGUGGGCCACUWCCCACUGAGCCUCCACAAAAGCCUGUUGAAUUCGAAGUGCAGAAAGCAGAGGCAGACCCUCCUGGACCACAUSAACAUUUAUUCACUUUAACCCCAGAACAGAUGAUCGAAUUGAAGAAAAGGAAAAAGGUUUCGAUCACCACCGACGAGCGAGCUGGUCACAGUCACAACCUAAAGAUCAUGUGGAACAAAAAAAGGAAUGAAUAUCUCUUUGUGGAAUGUGAUGGAGACAAAGUUCGCGGGAGAGUUGGCUGCAGGGAUAAGCAUCCCAAGACAUUAGCCCUGAUUGGCUGAAACUAGUGAAAAGCUAAUGUAAAAGCUCUCCACAUAUCGAAUAGCAUAUAAUAGGGUUAUAUAGUAGGGUUGGUAUUAGAUAAUGYACUUAUAACUGAAUCUUGUUACUUKAUGUGACACUUAAGCAUACAAUACACGCUUUGAUAAAGCCUACAUAUAUUUGAUUAACUAGUGACACUUUACCUUUGAAAUAGUUCUUUUGAGUUUAUUUUAAUUGAAAAUUCAUUUUCAGUGAAUGCAUCUUUGAACAAUUUUGCUAUACUGUGAAAUUUGUCAAAUACAUAAUCAUGUUAACAUAUCAAUGUUUUCUCACUUGUUCAACUUUUGAUUUCUUGAUCAAGGUUCUGCAACACCGGCAGGGGUUUUUGAAAACUUUGCUGGUUGUAACGAUGUACUCUUAUUCUAGCCUGCGAAGCGGCCCCCUGUGGACAGGGGAUAGAAAAAAAAUGAGGGUCGCCAUGUAGACUAUUCAUAUUCAAGAUAGAUGUCUUAUCUAAGGGAAAGUAAAAUGUUGUAAGGGAAAUAUGUUGAAAUAAACGCAUGAAUGUAUGUAGUGACUGUA
Exaiptasia diaphana is the source of this 2791-nucleotide messenger RNA. RefSeq lists its product as uncharacterized. The transcript is spliced from 5 exons. The record is from RefSeq and is a predicted model, not a curated record. Lineage: Eukaryota; Metazoa; Cnidaria; Anthozoa; Actiniaria; Aiptasiidae. Bases 76 to 2229 code for a protein of 717 amino acids.